UCAUCUCUGGCACUAAGACAUUGUGUUAACCUUCUCUUUAUCUUUCAGAUCUGAGCUCCUCAAUGAAGAGAGCCAACUGCACAGGGGUAAGAGAGUUUGUUUUCCAAGGUUUCUCUAAUUUCCAAGAAUACCAACUCACACUAUUUGUUGUCUUCCUUGCCCUAUACAUCCUGACUCUGGCUGGCAAUGUCAUCAUUGUGACCAUUAUCCGUAUUGACCACCACCUUCACACCCCCAUGUAUUUCUUCUUAAGUGUUCUCUCCACUUCAGAGACUUUCUAUUCCCUGGUCAUCAUCCCACGAAUGCUUGCUAGUCUUGUGGGUCUGAGCCAAACCAUCUCCCUGGAGGGAUGUGGGACGCAGCUCUUUUUUUUCCUUGGAUUUGCAAUCACCAACUGUCUCCUGCUAGCAGUCAUGGGCUAUGAUCGCUAUGUGGCCAUCUGCAACCCACUUCGUUAUAGCAUCGUCAUGAAUUGGAGGGUGUGUGUCAUUCUGGCAUCUUCAGUCUGUGCCACAGGGUUCUUUCUCUCUCUAGUUCAGGCAGUGUCCAUUUUCAGGCUGCCCUUUUGCCACUCACUGAUUGAACAUUUCUUCUGUGAUGUCCGACCUGUUUUGAAUCUGGCCUGUGUAGUGCCAGUCAUCAAUGACAUCUUGACAUUAGUUAUCAGCCUCCUGGCCAUCACAGCACCUGCCACUUUCCUAUUCAUCUCCUAUGUCCUCAUUAUUUCCACCAUUCUCAAGAUUGCCUCAGCUGAAGGCCGGAAGAAAACUUUCGCUACCUGUGCCUCCCACCUCACUGUGGUAGUGAUCCACUAUGGUUGUGCCUCGAUUGCCUACUUCAAACCCAAGUCAGAGAACAUGAGGGACCAGGACCAGCUGAUCUCAGUGACUUACACUGUUAUAACACCUCUACUAAACCCUGUUGUGUAUAGUCUGAGAAACAAAGAAGUCCAGGAUGCUCUGCGGAAAGUAUUGGGUAGGAAAUCCCUAUCAUAGUUGCUAAUUUAUGAGCAAAUAAUUUAAUCUUUUUCAUAUAGAACCUGAUAG
Messenger RNA from Peromyscus leucopus (white-footed mouse), 1046 nucleotides. Its product is annotated as olfactory receptor 10J1-like. The transcript has a single exon. Gene Ontology annotation, molecular function: G protein-coupled receptor activity; olfactory receptor activity. Gene Ontology annotation, biological process: G protein-coupled receptor signaling pathway. NCBI's taxonomy places the organism in Eukaryota, Metazoa, Chordata, Mammalia, Rodentia, Cricetidae. Gene Ontology annotation, cellular component: membrane. Bases 63 to 995 code for a protein of 310 amino acids. The record is from RefSeq and is a predicted model, not a curated record.